This is a messenger RNA of Peronospora matthiolae, 948 nucleotides long. Lineage: Eukaryota; Oomycota; Peronosporomycetes; Peronosporales; Peronosporaceae. The record is from the annotation of a GenBank genome assembly.
AUGUGUUUUUACUGGAAGCGCGACGGCGACGACCUUGUCGUGGUCGGCGUGUAUGUCGACGAUCUUCUAGCGACAGGGACGAGCGCGGCGGCGGUCGAGCGGUUCUUUGCAAGCCUCGCGUCGUUGUCGAUCAAGGACCUGGGGCGUGUCAGCAAGUUCCUGGGAAUGCGCGUGACGCACAACGGUCAGAAUGGGUACACGCUCGAUCAGGAGGAGGCCAUAAGAGACCUCUUACGCGACAACGGACUCGCUGACGCCAACUCGACGUGGACGCCGAUCGACGACAGCUGCUACGAGUUGGAGGAGGGCGACGAGGAGCUUCUUGGGACGCCAAGCGCGAAAAUAGGACCGACUGUCACGAGACGAGCCCAUGCGCCUCGACUAGCAGACUGGAAGUUAGCUAAACGCAUCGCGCGAUACCUCAAGGGUACGGCGGCGCUUAAGAUCAUGAUGAUCCCAGAAGACAAUUUAGGUGCGGCGAUGCGACUAGAAGCGUUUAGCGACGCCGACUUUGCCGCCGACAAGACGGACCGGAAGUCGAUGACGGGCGGCAUCGUGAUGCUGAACGGGAUGGCCGUCAGCUGGGGUGCGCGGAAGCAGGGAGGCGUCUCCCUGUCGACGAUAGAGGCGGAAUUUGUUGCGGCGAGUGAAGUCGCGCGCGAGCUGCUCGGCCUGCGCGAGAUGUUGUGCGAAGUGGGCGUGGAGCCCACGCUUCCGAUGCAGUUGUGGGUGGACAACCAAGCGGCGAUCGCGCAGAUCGCGGGAGAGGCAUCGUCGCUGAAGGCAAAACAUGUGGAUGUGCGCCUUAAGUUCCUUUGCGACUACUCGCGUCGCGGCAUCAUCACGGCGAGCUACGUCAGAUCGGAGCAGAUGCUCGCAGACCUCCUCACGAAGGCGUUGGACGCAACGAAGCUCUCGACACUGCGCGCACUCGUGCGCAUUGGUUAA